UAUACCAUAGAAAUAUUUCAAAGUUAAAUCAACUUGAAACAAACGACUUUGCUAUAUAUUGAACAAUUUUGAAGUCUAAUUUUACUCAUUGAAAGCAGUUUAUAGCAUUAAUAUCAUAGUGAAUAAGAAGUACUUACUGAGUGUAAUAUUUUUACUAGAAGCAUUUAAUAUCGCAAUAAGAAAAAUGUUUGAAUUAUGUAUGAUAUUGACAUUAUUUGUGAUAACAACUUCUGCUCAAAAAGAAUGUCUUCAUACUUCAAUGGACCUAAUGUUUGUAUUGGACGGAUCAGGUUCUGUUGGUAACACAAAUUGGGAACAUGUAAAAACUUGGCUGAAAACGUUUGUUUCCCAUAUUGAUCUCGAAAAUGUUCAUGUUGGUGUUGUUCAGUAUUCCCACUGGCUCAGUGGAAGACCAUCAUUUGAACAAAGAUAUGUGAAGACCGAAAUUGAACUUGGAAAAAUAAAAGACCAAACAUAUUUUCAGAAUGCUGUGGACACCAUGGAGUACCAGGGUUUCACAACUUACACCGCACAUGCCAUCAACAAAACAGUCAAUGACGAUUUCAUGAGGUCUGAUCGUUUUAAUGAUUCCUUGGUACACAAGGUCAUGAUCUUACUUACAGAUGGCAAGUCAUUAGACUACUCAUAUCUACCUUAUUCAGCUGCAUACGCCAAAUCGUUUGGAAUAACCACAUUUUCUAUUGGUGUUGGACAAUAUAACAAGGCAGAACUGCAGAUAAUAGCAAAUGGAGAGAAAGGAAACGACGAAAGAGUCCUUAUACUUAAAAAUUUUGCUGAUUUGAGUGAAACUGUUGGCUCGCUACAGAAUAGCAUUUGUGAAUAUGUGAACGUCACUGGGCAGAAUUCCUGUACUCACAGAUGCAUAGAUCUAAUGUUUGUACUAGAUGGGUCGGCAUCUGUAGGACAAUCAAAUUGGAAUCAAGCCAAGUUAUGGGUUAAAAUGUUUGUUGACAAACUUGAUUUAGAAGAGUCAGUUGCGGUUGGUGUAGUUCAGUUCUCCCAUUGGCUAAGUGGAGCUUCAUCUCAACCUUACAUGAAAACAGAGAUACCGCUAGGAAAAUACGACAAUGUCACAGCAUUUUAUAGAGCUUUGGAUGAAAUAGAACUUUUUGGAUACACAACUUACACCGCUCAUGCAAUCAAUAAAACCGUAAACGAAGAUUUUAUGGGAUCCGAUUGUUUUGAUAGACCUUCAGUGAAAAAAAUAAUGAUCCUGCUCACAGAUGGAAUGUCAUCAGAUGGUUCCAAGCUUUCUUCCGCAGCUUCAUAUGCUCGAUCAAACCUAAUAAACAUAUUCGCAAUCGGAGUAGGAUCAGCGGUACCUGUUGGUGAGCUUCAGAUUAUGGCAACAGGAGAGCUGGAUAAUAUGAAACAAGUUUAUCCUGCAAAUACUUUUGACUCAUUAAAGGUUCUCUUGAAAUCAUUGAAAGUUGAUAUCAACUCGGAUCUUUCUGAUUUGUGCUCAAUUUGAAAACAAUCAUUGCGGCAGCUGUUUACUUUCCUAUAGAGUGAAAAUGUGAUGACUACAUGGCCAACCUGUUCGAGUGAAAUCGAUUAUCAUUCUACUUAGUAUUUUCUUCAAGUAGUUCCUAAAAAAGAUACAGACUCAUUGAUCAAAAAUAUAUACAGAAUGUUAUUAAAAAAACAAAAAUAAAUUAAUACAAGAAAA
This is a messenger RNA of Styela clava, 1690 nucleotides long. RefSeq names its product matrilin-1-like. NCBI's taxonomy places the organism in Eukaryota, Metazoa, Chordata, Ascidiacea, Stolidobranchia, Styelidae. The record is from RefSeq and is a predicted model, not a curated record.